AUGGCCGACAAUCCAUCGAAUUCCAAAUCCAAAGAUGCCAAGUAUGCCCUGGGCACGCAGCGCGGGCCUCUGCCAUUGGAGGGCGACGAUGUUGGGCUCAUUGAGAAGAGCAAGAGCACCUCGCUCGAGGCCGGCAUGGGGACGCGCGCUCAACGGUUCCGCCGCCACUGGGGCAGGUUCUGGUGCUGCUAUGCUCUUGGAGGCGUCAUCUUCCUAGCCAUCUUUCUUCCGAUCUUUUUCCUGGUCAUUCUCCCAGCAAUCGCGCAGCGAGUGGUCGACGGCUCGACCCUUGUGCUCGUCCACGCAGACGUGCUGCAGCCACGACCAGAUUCAAUUAUGCUGCGGAUCGACUCGGCACUCGACCUCCCUCUCAAGAUCCCCGUGCGCAUCGAACCCAUCACUAUGAGUCUGUUCAACCGCGAACGGCCGGCAAACAACACCUGGGCGCACGCCUACCUCCCGGGCGCCAGGAUCUACGGCAACACCACCCUGGCGACAAACAGCACCUUCACCCCGCUGAAUGUGACGGAAUGGACCGAGUACGUGCGCAGCGUUGUCUUCGAGCCCCAUGCCCCGUUGUCGGUCAAAGGCUCAACCACCGCGUAUAUCGGCAAGUUGAAGGCCCGUGUCACCAUGGACAAGGACAUCCACCAGACCACCCUCAACUCCUUCGAAGGCUUCUCUAUUACAGACCCUAAGCUCCUUCUCCCCGCUCUCAACGACGGAACCAACCUCCUCGCCAACGCCACCCUUCCUAAUCCCUCCGCUAUGACUCUAGAAAUCGGAACAACAACUUUAAACCUCUAUAGCAACACCACCCUCCUGGGCAACGUCACCCUCUCAAACCUAACCCUCAAGCCAGGGAACCACUCGACCCCGGUGCGCGGGCACUUCGACCUGCGCAAGCUGCUGGCAAACCUGGGCACCGUGCUGCGCGACCAGCGCGAGGCCAUAAAGAGCGGGUACUUGGAUCUCACGACCGUCGGCACGGACGUCGUAUACGACGGCGUGCGCGUGCCCUACUACACGGACGUGAUGCGGAACCUGACGAUGACAGCCCAGGUGCCGCUCGGGAAGCUCGUCGAGAAUACCCUGCGUGGGGUGCUGGUGCGCAAUGGCACGACUGUUCUGGGAGGGUUGGGGUUGGUUGCUGUGCCUGAGUAUGUAAGGUAG
Molecule: messenger RNA, 1173 nt
Organism: Aspergillus homomorphus CBS 101889
Lineage: Eukaryota; Fungi; Ascomycota; Eurotiomycetes; Eurotiales; Aspergillaceae
Product: DUF3712 domain-containing protein
Exons: 4
Coding region: 1-1173 (390 amino acids)
Cellular component (GO): fungal-type vacuole membrane
Source: RefSeq, a predicted model, not a curated record